This is a messenger RNA of Pyricularia grisea, 5646 nucleotides long. RefSeq lists its product as uncharacterized. Bases 743 to 4444 code for a protein of 1233 amino acids. NCBI's taxonomy places the organism in Eukaryota, Fungi, Ascomycota, Sordariomycetes, Magnaporthales, Pyriculariaceae. Gene Ontology annotation, biological process: positive regulation of establishment of bipolar cell polarity regulating cell shape. Gene Ontology annotation, cellular component: plasma membrane of growing cell tip. The record is from RefSeq and is a predicted model, not a curated record. The transcript has 3 exons.
CUGAGACUGAGGAAAGAAUAAGAGACAGCAAUUUAGUCCCGUUUGUCGCAAACCCACCCGGGACCGCUUCAUUGCAGCCAAUUUCCUUUAUCCAGCCUAACCUCACUGCCGUUAGCUUGAGUCGCGCGUGUCACGCCAAAGAAUUUCAACUACACCCCGUUCCUGGAUCGAUCGAGCCAACCAAUUCACAGUUUCAUGGACCUGACGGAACGCUGGAUCCGUCAAUCGAUUGCACACAGCAACCGCUGAACACAACACAUUCUCUUCAUUCCAAACCAAACGACUUCUAGAUUCCACCGCUUGCAUAGCCGGCUGCGCGGGGAUCAAAUCUGCUUGCUACUGUUGUUCAACAACAUCUCGAUCGACUCUCAAUCACGAGAAUAUCGAGCGCAUUAACCACCCAACCGACCGACCGACCGACCGACCCGACCCACGCUCGUUUUAACCCUCGACGACUCGCGCUUGAGCGCACAUCACCCGGCCACGCUCACGGACCGAACCCACGUCAACGAGCACUAGACAAAAUUCAAUACUUGUUCGUGUACACGCUUGCAGCUUUCUGGUCGGGGCCACAUUCGUCGGUGCCAUAGCUUUUUGCCGUCCUCCUCACAUGGCUCUCUCAUAGCCUGACCUCAUGAUCCGUGCAUUUUUUGCCGUCAAUCAAGUUCUACCGGGGACGACGGCCACACGACGCACCGAUCGUUUGAGGUAGGCUUCAGCUGCCUGACGAGAUAGUCUCGAGAUGAGACCUCUUUGUCGGCGGCGUUCUGCGCGUCGAAAGCAGAUGCCCGACCCUUUCUCUUCUCUCCUCACAGUAUGCGCACUCGCAUCAAUACCGACAGCAAACGCCGUCAACUUCAAACCCGCCCCCCAGGCCAAUCUCGACCUCUCACAAUUGGGGCGUGUUGGCCUCGCAGGUGAUUUUUCAGGAUUGUCUCUAUACCAGUUUGAGGGGCAAUCGGAAAGCCAGUUUAAUUCGAAUGGAAGCGAGUCACUACUCGCGCGGGCGCCCAAUGGAGCGCUCGCCACCGUUGUCGGCACGGAUGCGUCGAUCAAUGCCAUGUGUGCAUAUGUUUUGAGCAAUGGAGAACUGGCCGGAGUGGUACUGGGCGGAAACUUCACUAGCAUCGGCUCUCAAAAGUCGCCAGCAAUUGCAAUCUUCAACCCGAAUAAUUCACAGGCCACACCUUUGCCUGGGCUCGAAGGCCGUGUCGACGCCGUUUUGUGCGAUCGAGAAUCUAGCACAAUCUACGUUGGGGGUACUUUCCGGGGUAACAGCUCAACCAAUGCCAUUACUUGGAAGAACAAUCAGUGGACCGACCUUCCUUUUGGUGGUUUUAAUGGUCAGGUGCGAUCUAUCUCCAAAGCCUCAAACGGGCACAUUAUUUUCGGAGGAGACUUCACUGGGCUGGGGAAUGGAAGCCUCCCUAGCCACCCUGACGGACAGGCCAUCAACAUCGACAAGUCUAAUAUUACAGCCGGCUCUUCGUCCUCGACCAACGGGUUCAGUGAUCCCAGGAACAUCGUAUGCAAGGCGGCCGGAGCCACUGGCGCGGGAAAUACGUGGUUGCUCCAAGAUAACACGCCAGGCUUUUGGCAAGCAAGCUUCAGGUUUGGCUUCCAGCCGACAAAGCUCCGUCUACGCAACACCCACCAGGACGGUCGCGGCACGAAGACUUGGCGCUUCACUGCUCAACCGAUUAAUGGUAUUAUGAACUUUACGUACAUAGACCCAGCAACCGGGAAGAACGCCUCCUGUACCAGCGAGUGUCCACUGAGCAACGACAGCAGCCUCCAAUACCAGGACUUUCACUUUGUCAACGUGAUUGGCAUGAACGGGUUCCGCAUUGACAUUUCCGAGUUCUACGGAAGUGGCGGUGGUCUGGAUGGGAUCGAACUCUUCCAAGAUGAUAUCUUCACCUACGCCAUUAAUGACUUCAACGAGCCAUCUUGCGCUGGGGCUACCAACCCUUCAUCUGCGACUGCCACUGGCCCAUUUUCAGUUUCAGCGUCUCUGCAGAGUCAGUCUCAGUAUCUAUCCGCACGGCUCUCAAGCCCGGUCACGUCCAACUCUGCGUCCGUUGUCUUCUCUCCCGACAUCCGUAGCUCGGGUGACUUUUCAGUAAACAUGUACACACCAGGUUGCAUACCUGAUAAUACCUGUGAUACCAGAGGCCAGGUCAACGUGACCAUCAACCCUCGGCCAGGUGUCACUCAGUCAGUUCAACUGUUCCAGACCAACAAUUUCGAAAAAUAUGAUCAGAUAUACUUUGGUCAGAUGCAAACUACCGGUUCCUUCCGACCCACCAUCACAAUGACACCACUCAACGGACAGUCUCUGGACACAAUGACGUUUGUUGCUCAGCGUGUUGGUUUCGUUCAGGUCAACUCCACGGGUGGUCUGAAUGGGUUGUUUGACUGGGACCCAACAAAGACGAGUAUUGAUGCUAACGAGUUCGACUCUUCCCCCUUCCACAAACUUGGCUCAUCUCUUGGUACCUCUACCAGCGUUGUUGCAUUAGCAGCGGCCGGAGAUGUGACCUUUGUGGGUGGUGAUUUCGACGGCGACGGAGCCCGUAACAUCGUUGGUGUCAACUCUGCCAACAAUGGUAGUACUCAACCGUUAUCUGGGGGCCUGAAUGGCGCCGUGGCUACCAUGGCACUGGCUGGCACUAAGCUAUAUGUCGCCGGCAGCUUCUCCGCCACUCAGGACAACUCAGUCAGAGAUCUCAACAGUGUAGCUGUUCUAGACACUGCCACUAGAACAUGGUCAGCUCUCGGCGGUGGAGUUGAGGGCAAUGUUCGAAACGCCGUUUUAAUGACAAUGAACAUUACCGACUCUCCUGAUGAGACGGUGGUCGCCUUCAGCGGCUCGUUCCGACAGCUUCGGUCAUUUGGUAGCAACCCUGCCGUACCCGUGAAUGGGUUUGCCGUCUGGGUGCCAUCGCAGCGGAACUGGCUCAACAAUCUCGAUGGAGUCGAGGCUAUCGAUGGCCUUCUGUCGUCCUCGAUCUUGGACGUACCUGGGAACGGAAACUUUUACGCCGGCACAGUGUCUUCGGCCUCACUUAGUGCGCACGGAGCCGCAACUUUAUUCGGCAACUCGGUUGGUCGGUUUCCUGCUAAGAUCCAGUCCAGUGCGGCAUCAUCGUCGACAUCGAACCUCACCAAACGAGACUCGUCCCUCAACAGCGGGUCAUCGGGUGUGAAUGCCGGCGCAUUUUACGGGAACGACGGCAGGAAUAUGACGGUGCUGGCAGGACAUUUCACAGCCACGGCGACGGAUGGCAACACUGUUCACAAUAUAGUCAUCAUUGAUGGUGGGGACAAGGACACUGUCACAGGCCUCAACCAGCUCUCUGAGAACUCCACCUUUAGGGCAGUGGCGGUUCAAGGAGACACUCUUUUUGCGGGUGGGAACGUCACCGGUAACGUCAACGGCGUAACUGUGAGCGGACUGAUCUCGUACAACUUGGCUAGCAAGACCUACAACACUCAACCGCCAGCACUCUCUGGAGGCAACUCCACCGUACAGGCAAUCGUCGCUCGUCCCGACUCUUCAGACGUAUAUGUCGGAGGGUCCUUCACUUUGGCAGGUUCUCUGGGAUGUCCUGGUGUCUGCUACUAUAGCGCUUCAUCAGGAGUCUGGAAUCGACCGGGCUCCAACCUCGAAGGAUCAGUUCACAGUAUGAUGUGGAUGAGCAACUCGAUGCUCGUGGUCGGCGGCAACAUCACAAUUAAUGAUACGAUGAAGACGAACUUGGCCCGAUACAACACUGGUUCUAGCAGCUGGGACUCAUUCCCUGGAGCCGAUCAGCUUCCCGGUCCAGUGGAGGUCUUGACACCAGCAUCGAAGGAUGGUGAUCAAAUCUGGGCUUCUGGAACAUCGGCUACGAACGGUUCGGUUUACAUCAUGAAGUACGACGGAUCAAAGUGGCUCGAAGCACCGGCUCUGGGUCAAGGAUCUAUUGUUCGCAGUCUCCAAGUGUUCACAUUAACAUCCGACCACGACAGCACUGAUAUCGUUUCAUCCAAUCAAGCACUCAUGCUCACUGGAUCCAUCAGGAUUCCCAGUUUUGGAUCCGCGUCGGCUGCUCUCUUCGAUGGAACAUCAUACCAAGCGUACGCCCUCACCACCUCGAGUGAUCGCACUCCGGGCUCAAUCUCUCGCGUCUUUGUGGAGAAGUCCCAAUUCUUCACUUCAACCGAGGGUGGGCGCCUUCCAUUGGUGGCUGUUGUAUUGAUCGGUCUCGGAAUUUCCCUGGUGCUCAUGCUUCUUAUCGUCCUCGCUGGUCUCUUCAUGGACCGACUUAGAAAGAAGCGCGAGGGUUACGUACCGGCACCUACCUCCAUGUAUGACAGAGGAAGUGGGAUCCAAAGGAUUCCACCGGGAGAGUUGCUGUCGAGUCUAAACCAAGGCCGACCUGGUGCGCCAACAAUAUGACGCACAUAGAGAGGCAACGCAGUGUACAUGAUGGAUGUCGUGAGUUCACGACCAUAUACAUGGGGGCUUUCGGCGUUCUGCGGGCAUAUGCAUUUCGAGCGAAGCUUUCCAUCAAAAUUAUUCUGCGGCAACCUACAGAUUUCGGACCCAAGGGCUUUCUCGUUGGUUGUGGAAGCACUAAGCUUCAGGCAUAGAGGAAAUCCCCUUGAGCUUUCGGGUCAUUGAGUUUGUGGCCCUACUUUGAUACCCCCCUCUGGCUCCUUGUUUGAGCCAGCUGGACCUUUUCCAGGGCCGCAUAAUGCACAUUCGGAGCCAGUCAUCAGGAGUUGAGGCUUGGACAAUAUUGAAAUUGUUCCAUAUUGCCAGCCUAUGCAUACAGAGCAUUGUACUUUUGUUCUCUUUUUCUUUCUUCUUUCUCUUCUUUUCUUCCCAUUUCUACUACGACUCACGACCAUGUAUGUCGGUAAUGUUUACCUGUCUAUUUUUGGCCCGAAAAAAAAACGGCCGCCAUAUACAAGACACACUUUUCGCUAGCCGACUUUUUUUUGUCACCUUCACCAUUCCACACUUACAUACGCGAUGUACAUUAUACUCCAUACAACCGACUUCAUAGCCUGGGCGACUCCUUCGGCUUACUUUUUCUAUUACCUACUGUUUCUGGCUACCUGGGGCUUGUUUGCGGAGUUGAAAAACCAUUGUCAUCGUUUUUCCUUUAUUCUUGAACCCGGUGUGUUUCUUUUCUCGUCAUGGCAUAUAGCCCGCGGCUAUGUACUGGGCUGCCUUAUGGUCUAUUUCAUUUGUCUUGAGUGCGCAACUGGUUGAACUGUUCGAUCCAGUUGUUGAGGCUUGCUGCUCGUUCCAAGUGACGCUUGCAAAGGGAAAGGGAAAGGGAAUGGACAAGCCAACUAGCCAGAAUUAUCAAAGCUGUUACGGGUUUCUCCACCUUGACAAGCCCAGGUUGUGGAUGAAAUAUCGAACCUGGUAAUAGCUUGAACCUCAUAAAAAUCGAGGUGGGAAGGUAGAUAGAUAUCAAUAAUGGGACAUACCAGCAGUCUCUCGAAACUUUUAUCGCGAGCUUUUCUGUGUUUCACAUUAUCAGUACCAAGCCUUAAAUGUUAGACUAGCGAGUUGUUGAAUAUGGAUCAACGGCAUGUUUUCUUUUCGAGAUUCUCAAUAGGAUUCAAAUAUAUUGGACUUUGCCC